Messenger RNA from Eurypyga helias (sunbittern), 2133 nucleotides. RefSeq names its product protein FAM13A-like. The transcript is spliced from 17 exons. Lineage: Eukaryota; Metazoa; Chordata; Aves; Eurypygiformes; Eurypygidae. The record is from RefSeq and is a predicted model, not a curated record.
AUGACUGCUUUCAUGGCAUGCUACUGCUCCAGGGCUCUGUUCCCGAGAUGAGCACCGAGUGAAGCUGGAACUGGAAGGGAUGAACUGCAGUCUCAACAGACUUACAGCUAUAUCAACUUAGCAACAGCUUUUGUAAAUUCUCUGGAGAAGUAUUUAGAGAAGACAAUCCGCUCAGCCGUGGAGCAGCAUCUCUUUGAUGUUCAUGGCUCAGGCGGCCAGAGUUCAGAGGACUCUGAAUCGGGAACAUCUUCAGCCUCUUCUAAUGUGUCUGCCAGGCAGAGGAGGCGACACCACAAAGAGCAGGAGGAAGCCCGGAGAAACAGAGACAUGGAAGUUGUAAACAAAGAAAACAUUCCCUCUGGAUUCAGCAAUCUUGAAGACUGUAUUCUGUCUUCUCAAGAAGUAGAAAAAUUACAAGACAACAGCUCCGGAUACCUUAAUGAAAGGAAUAAACCAAAACGGCAGAAAUCCAGCACCAAGCUUUCAGAGCUUAAUGACAACCAGGACAGUCCUGUGAGUAUGGAAAACUUUAGCUCAUCCAGGCCUAUAGACAGAAAUGGACCUGAUGACAUGGAAAUUUUAUCUGAAGAAAGCAAAGAAAGUGAAAACGAUGAGGUUUUUUUCAGGCACUCUCAGCUGACUUCAAGUAUGAAGAUUCAAGAGCAUCCAAGCAUUCCUGAAAACAAGUUGCAAAGAAAUCAAGAUGCUGAUGAUCAGGAGAACAGUUUUGUGUCAGAAGUGCCUCGGCUGGAUUUGACAGCGCUGUGUGAUGACAACAACUGGGAAGAGCCCGUCCCUGCUCUCUCCUCAUGGCAACGAGACGGCUUAGACUCAGAUGAGGCUCGCCUUUCCCCGCAGGCCGGACGCUUAAUUCGCCAGCUUCUGGAUGAGGACAGCGAUCCUAUGCUGUCCCCUCGCUUCUAUGCCUAUGGACAGAGCCAGCAGUACCUGGACGAUACAGAAGUGCCUCCUUCCCCUCCCAAUUCUCAUUCCUUCAUGAGGAGGCGGAGUUCGUCUUUGGGAUCUUAUGAAGAUGACAGAGAGGACCUUACCCCUGCACAACUCACCCGGAGGAUUCAGGGACUGAAGAAAAAGAUCAGGAGAUUUGAGGACAAAUUUGAAGAGGAGAGGAAAUACAGACCUUCCCACAGCGACAAAGCAGCCAACCCUGAAGUGCUCAAAUGGACAAAUGAUUUGGCCAAAUUCCGAAAGCAACUUAAAGAGUCAAAGCUGAAGAUAUCGGAGGAAGACCUUGGCCCUGUUGUGCGUCAGCGGAGCAACACGCUCCCCAAGAGCUUUGGCUCUCAGCUCGAAAAGGACGAGGACAAGAAGCAAGACCUGUCAGAUAAAUCUGCCAAGCCUGCUGUGGAAGCGACCCUUGAGUCUAUCCAGAAGAAGCUUCAGGAAAAACGAACAGAGACAAACCGACCUGAAGAUAUUAAGGACAUGACAAGAGAUCAGAUAGCAGCUGAAAAAGUGGCUCUUCAAAAAGCUUUGCUGUACUACGAAAGCAUUCAUGGCAGACCGGUUACCAAAAAUGAACGACAGGUGAUGAAGCCGUUGUACGACAGGUAUCGCUUGGUCAAGCAGAUCCUCUCCAGAGCCAACACCAUCCCUAUCAUUGGUUCCCCCUCCAGCAAGCGGAGAAGCCCUUUGCUGCAGCCAAUUAUCGAGGGCGAAACAGCUUCCUUCUUCAAGGAGAUAAAGGAGGAAGAGGAGGGGUCUGAGGAGGACAGCAACGUGAAGCCAGAUUUCACCAUUACCAUGAAAACAGAUUUCAACGUGCGUAGCUUCCUGGAUCAACUAGAAGAUGAUGCCGACGGCUUUGUAUCCCCGGUGGACGAUAAGAUGCCAUCUAGGAGCAAUCAGGAUAUGGGGCUUUCAAAUCUCCAUGAAGCAUCCAUCCCUGAGCUCUUAGAGCAGCUGCAAGAAGUCAGGGAAGCGAAAAAGCAAAUCAGAAAAAAAUUGAGAGACUUUGAAGAUAACUUUUUCCGACAAAACGGAAGGAACGUGCAGAAAGAAGACCGUACUCCCAUGGCUGAAGAGUACAAUGAAUACAAGCAGAUUAAGGCCAAGCUGAGGCUCCUGGAGGUCCUCAUCAGUAAAAGAGAUAUUAGCUCCAAGAUCAUGUAA